Molecule: messenger RNA, 845 nt
Organism: Apis cerana (Asiatic honeybee)
Lineage: Eukaryota; Metazoa; Arthropoda; Insecta; Hymenoptera; Apidae
Product: fas apoptotic inhibitory molecule 1
Biological process (GO): negative regulation of extrinsic apoptotic signaling pathway via death domain receptors
Source: RefSeq, a predicted model, not a curated record
AAAAAUAGUGAAUUCGAUCAAUAAAGACAGCAGUACAGGUGCAGGUUGAACGUAAGUAUCAACGAAACAUGGCUGGUAUGCUGUUAAAAAGUUUGCAUACUUUGGAGGCGUUAGACGAACCAACAGCAAAAUGGAACGUUCCUUUAAACGAUGGAAAUCAUGUAAUAGAAUUCGAACAUGGUACAGCGACAGGUCGUCGAUUGGUAAGAAUAGAUGGGAAAGAAAUAUUUCACAGAGAUUGGAUGUUCAAUCUAGUUGGAGACGAAGUCUUCAUGUUCAAUGGUAACAAAUUCGUGAUUAGAAUCGAUCCAAUUCCUGGUUUAAAAUAUUCUUACACAUUGUGGGUGAAUGGCAAGACUUACAAACAUUUUGUGAGAUCGCAGUCAAAAAUUUUGGAAACCUGGUUGGCUAAAGUUAAAAAUGAAGAAUACAGAAUAGUGCUAGAUAAGCAAACGCAGAACGUUUGGGUUAAUAGAGAACAGGUUGAAACAGAGAAUGAAUUUACCGAUGAUGGCGCAGAAAUUCUAUUCUCGGUAGGCGAUAUUCCAGCAACAAUUAGAACUUAUAGUUCUGGACAAAAAGAUAUUGGAAUAAUAUAUUCUUUAUAUAUCGAUGACAUAGAGAUCGAAAAAGAAACUCUACUAAAAGAAGAUGAAGAAAUAUAACCGGAUACACGAUGAAUUUAUUUGAUAAUUAUGUUUUUAUUGUUUCACGUACCAUAAAAAUUUAUUACACAUUGUACAUAAUAUACAACGAAUCACUAUGCAAUAAAAUCAUUGAAAUAAUUUAAUUAAUUGUGAAUCAAACUUUGCAAUUAAAAUCUUGAACACAGCAAAGAAAGAAAA